CUGGGUAGAAACGAGCGAGGAGAUUCGCUUGCCACUUGAGUUAUUAUGUCCAUCAUUAAAUUUUAUUUUGUCAUUUAAUGUGCUUUUAAGUUCCUUUUCUUAAGCUAGAGCCCUUGUUUUAUUUAUCCUCCUGAUUAAUUGAAGAUUUUUCAAUCAUGUCAACAAUGCCAACAAAAAAUCGAAUUCUGUCUAUUCAACAACUGUCCAAAUUGAAAGAUCACAAAUAUUUUUCCACUGGAAAUACCUUGUUGGACCCAUACAUGCAAAUAUUUUGGAGGUGGUUGGUUGAACAGAUUCCAUUGACAUGGGCUCCAAAUGCGCUGACUCUGGCUGGAUUGACUGGAAACAUACUUUCCACUGUCUUCCUCAUGCUCUACUGUCCCGAUGGCCAUGGAUAUGCUCCCCCAUAUUGUUAUUUGUUGUGCGCAUUCCUUCUUUUCAUCUAUCAAUCCCUGGAUGCCAUUGACGGCAAACAGGCGAGGAGGACGAACAGCAGCACUCCUCUCGGUGAGCUCUUCGAUCAUGGCUGUGAUGCUCUGUCAAUCGUUGUGAUCAUACUCGGUGUGGCCAUAUCUUCGCAGAUCGGCAGCCAUCCAGUCAUCUUUUCACUGGUCUUCUUCAUAACAACCUCCCUCUUCUACAUGGCUCAAUGGAAGACCCUGGUCACUGGAGUCAUGCAGUUCUCACUAUUGGAUGUGACGGAAGGACAAGUUGCCAUCAUUGCACUCUACCUGGUCAACACAUUCUUCGGACAUUCAUAUUGGAAUGCUAACGUCAUUGUCGAGGGUCUGACUCCCAAGUUGAUUCUCUGGAUUGUGGGCAUUUUGUUUGGCCUCUCAGUUUUCGUCAAGUUCAUGACUGUCAUUGUUCAAGAAAUAAAAAGGAAGGCCUCUGACCACGGAGGGAUAAACGUGUACCCUGCCAUUCCUUUGUUGAUCCUCAUCACAUUCGGGGUGGUCUGUUGCAUCUUUUCGAAGUCACGUGUCAUGCAGAACAACCUCGUCCUCUACCACUUCAUGUUUGGAGUUGUCAUCACCAAGUUGUGCUGCAGAGUUCUGGUGAGUCACAUGACGAAAUCAGAGAUGUGCUUGGUGGAUUCCAUAUUCAUCAGUCCAUGUCUGCUCUUCCUCGUGCAAAUGUGCCAGGUGGCCAGCGAGGAUCUCAUGCUCUGGAUUGCUUUUAUUUAUGCAUGGAUGAAUUUGCUGGUCUAUGUCCAUCAAGUCUGCUCGGACAUUUGUGACUACCUCAACAUUUACUGCUUCUCCAUCACGCACCACAACAGCAACGAUGUCCAACCUAGCAAAAAGUCAUAG
Messenger RNA from Helobdella robusta, 1313 nucleotides. RefSeq lists its product as hypothetical. Bases 156 to 1313 code for a protein of 385 amino acids. The record is from RefSeq and is a predicted model, not a curated record. Gene Ontology annotation, biological process: phosphatidylethanolamine biosynthetic process. Gene Ontology annotation, cellular component: endoplasmic reticulum membrane; Golgi apparatus. The transcript has 10 exons. Lineage: Eukaryota; Metazoa; Annelida; Clitellata; Rhynchobdellida; Glossiphoniidae. Gene Ontology annotation, molecular function: ethanolaminephosphotransferase activity; diacylglycerol cholinephosphotransferase activity.